UCCUUGCUGAGAAAAUUAUCCCGUUUUUCUUUUCUUUCUUUUCUCAGAAUGAUGUUUGAAAGAAGCUCUCCUGCGAGGUGCUUUGUGACGCCACCGCAGCCACAGCCGUCGUGGACGACAAGGCAUUCUUCUUCUUCGCGUUCUCCGAACAUGGCACUGUCAGAGUCAGAGAGUAAAACAUCACCAUCACCAUCAGUAGGAGCAUCUUCUUAUCCUCAGAACAAAGAUGAUCUUUUUCACGUGAUUCACAAGGUCCCUGCUGGGGACUCACCUUACGUGAAGGCUAAGCAAGUUCAGUUGGUGGAUAAGGAUCCAGCUAGAUCAAUUUCCAUGUUUUGGGCAGCAAUCAAUGCUGGAGAUCGUGUCGAAAGUGCCUUGAAGGACAUGGCCUUAGUUAUGAAGCAGCUGAAUAGGUCUGAUGAGGCAAUUGAAGCUAUUAAAUCGUUUCGUCAUCUCUGCCUUCCUGAAUCCCAAGAAUCUCUUGAUAACAUCCUGGUUGAACUCUACAAGAGGUCAGGGAGAGUUGAUGAAGAGAUUGCCAUGCUCCAUCACAAGUUGAAGCAAAUUGAAGAUGGUAUCACUUUUGUGGGAAGGUCAACAAAACAGGCAAGAUCUCAGGGGAGGAAGAUCCAAAUAACUGCAGAGCAAGAGAUAUCAAGGAUACUAGGGAACUUGGCCUGGGCUUACUUGCAGAGAGGUGACUAUAAGAUCGCCGAAGAACAUUAUCGAAAAGCACUGUCUUUUGAGGUUGACAGGAACAAGCAAUGCAACUUGGCAAUCUGUUUGAUGCAGAUGAACAAGAUUACAGAAGCAAAAUUUCUGCUUCAGGCAGUGACAACUGCCACAAAAAACAGAAAGAUGGAUGAUUCUUUCGUCAAAUCAUACGAACGUGCCACACAAAUGCUGAGUGAGAUGGAGUCUUUGUCGUCAUCAGCAAGGAAUGUAUCACCUGAGGUGGAGGCAUCUAAUGCCAGGAGGAGGUUGUAUAAGUCUCCACCAGAUCCUGCAAAAAGAGACCAAAAGGUUCCUUUCAAUAAGCCGAAAAGAUGUUCGUGGGGAUUCAGUAAUAAUGGAUAUCAAAGGGAGACUUGGGGAGAUGUCCAUUCAGAUCAUAGAUCUUCAUUUGGUAGUCCAAAUGAUUUGUCUGCACCUCCCAAUGGAAUGUGGAGAGCAGGGACAUUGGAUAAUCCUCCUGCAGAUGGCAGUAACCAGAGAUCUAAACCAUCAGAAUCGCUUCUUGUGGGUUUGGAUGGCAAUUUGGCAUAUGUCUCAGGCAAAAGUCAGGAUUCUGAAAUCUCUUCUGUUGCUGAGAAAUCUUUUACAAAUGUAAAGACCAUUGAGAAGAAGAGCUGGGCCGACAUAGCCGAAGAAGAAGAAAAUGAAGAGCAAGAUGAUUUAUUCAGUGGAGCAUAUGCAAAUUAUGGUGGUAAGGAUAGUGGAGAGGUGUUCAAUGAUGAGAAUGCUAACUCAAACAUUCUCUGUGAACAACAACCACCUGGGAAUGGCAUGUUGUCAAGGAAUCCAACCGUGAGGCGGUCUUUGUGUUUCAAUCCUGAACAAAGACCAGAAUCAGCAAGCAAGACUUCAGCUUCGGCUUCAAACUCGGAAAGCCGCAGAAUGCCUGCAAUUCAAAGUGAUUCUUCAUUUACAAGGAGAAACAGAUUGCAGGUUUUUCAGGACAUCACUCUUCAGCCAGAAACCCCAUGA
Molecule: messenger RNA, 1707 nt
Organism: Arachis duranensis
Lineage: Eukaryota; Viridiplantae; Streptophyta; Magnoliopsida; Fabales; Fabaceae
Product: protein POLLENLESS 3
Exons: 5
Coding region: 49-1707 (552 amino acids)
Molecular function (GO): protein binding
Source: RefSeq, a predicted model, not a curated record